GUGAGGGAGGAGCUGGGACAAAAACCUCUCGUCAGGGAGCAGCCGCCUCUGUUGUCUGUAAUUAUCACUGACGCGAAGGCGCGCGUUGCUGGUGGAAUUUCGGCAGAUGUGGGGCGAGAGACCCUUCCCGCUGCUCUGACAAGUGCGGUGCUGCGGGAUGGGUAGGAAACAUUGCCCUGCAGAUUAGUUGGGAUUUAUUAAGUUGUCUUUUUUUUUUUUUUAAUAAUUAAAAAAAAGGAAAACCCUACAGGGAAGACCACAAAUGGAUGUGAUGCUGCGCAGCAGUUUCCACCCGGAUGUGUGAAGUUGUGUAGAUGUGGUCGGCAUCCCUAAGAGUGGGGCAGGGUGUGCAGAUCAAGCUCUGAGAAGACAGCCUUGGACGGGCUGGUCCAGCGUGCUGAAAACUACUUGGGCUCCCGAGUGGAUUGCAACCCCACCAGGACCAUGAGUGAGGAGGCCGCGCCCGAGGCUGCCUCCCCGCCGCCCCCGCAGGGGCAGCCUUACUUUGAGCGGUUCUCGGAGGAUGACCCCGAGUACAUGCGCCUCCGCAGCCGUGCGGGGGACCUGCGGCAGGACUUCAGCCUGAUGGAGCAGAAGAAGCGCGUCACCAUGAUCUUGCAGAGCCCGUCUUUCAGGGAGGAGCUGGAAGGCCUCAUCCAGGAGCAGAUGAAGAAGGGCAACAACUCCUCCAACAUCUGGGCCCUGCGGCAGAUCGCGGACUUCAUGGCCAGCACCUCCCACGCUGUCUUUCCGACAUCUUCCAUGAACUUCUCUGUGAUGACGCCCAUCAACGACCUCCACACGGCAGACUCCCUGAACCUGGCCAAGGGCGAGCGGUUCAUGCGGUGCAAGAUCAGCAGCGUCUACCGGCUCCUGGACCUCUACGGCUGGGCCCAGCUGAGCGACACCUACGUCACGUUGAGAGUCAGCAAGGAGCAGGACCACUUCCUAAUUAGCCCUAAGGGGGUUUCUUGCAGUGAAGUCACGGCAUCUAGCCUGAUCAAGGUGAACAUCCUGGGGGAGGUUGUGGAGAAGGGCAGCAGCUGCUUCCCAGUGGACACCACAGGCUUCUGCCUGCACUCGGCCAUCUAUGCAGCCAGACCCGACGUGCGCUGCGUCAUCCACCUGCACACCCCGGCCACAGCGGCGGUGUCGGCCAUGAAGUGGGGCCUCCUGCCCGUCUCCCACGAUGCCCUGCUGGUGGGGGACAUGGCCUAUUACGACUUCAACGGGGAAAUGGAGCAGGAAGUGGAUCGUAUCAACCUGCAGAAGUGCCUUGGACCCACCUGCAAGAUCCUGGUGCUAAGAAACCAUGGAGUGGUUGCUCUAGGUGACACCGUAGAGGAGGCGUUUUAUAAGGUCUUCCACCUGCAGGCUGCAUGUGAGAUCCAGGUGUCCGCUCUGUCCAGCGCCGGGGGAGUGGAGAACCUCAUCCUCCUGGAGCAGGAGAAGUACCGGCCCCACGAGGUGGGCUCCGUGCAAUGGGCGGGGAGCACCUUCGGGCCCAUGCAGAAGAGCCGGCUGGGGGAGCACGAGUUUGAGGCCCUCAUGAGGAUGCUGGACAACCUGGGUUACAGAACAGGCUACCCGUACCGUCACCCCUUUGUUCAAGAGAAAACCAAACACAAAAGUGAGGUGGAGAUCCCAGCCACCGUCACGGCCUUCGUGUUUGAGGAGGAUGGCGUCCCGGUCCCCGCGCUGCGGCAACAUGCCCAGAAACAGCAAAAGGAGAAGACCCGCUGGCUCAACACUCCCAACACCUACCUGCGGGUCAACGUGGCCGAUGAGGUCCAGAGGAGCAUGGGCAGCCCCCGGCCCAAGACCACGUGGAUGAAGGCUGAUGAGGUGGAGAGAUCCAGCAGUGGCAUGCCAAUACGGAUUGAAAACCCAAACCAAUUUGUGCCUCUCUAUACCGAUCCUCAAGAAGUGCUGGACAUUCGGAACAAGAUUCGAGAACAAAACCGGCAAGAUGUGAAGUCGGCAGGUCCUCAGUCCCAGCUCCUGGCCAGCGUCAUCGCGGAGACGAGCCGAAGCCCGUCUACAGAGAGCCAGCUGAUGUCCAAGGGUGACGCAGAUACCAAAGACGAUUCAGAGGAGACGGUGCCCAACCCCUUCAGCCAACUCACUGACCAGGAGCUGGAGGAGUAUAAGAAAGAGGUGGAAAGGAAGAAACUAGAACUUGACGGAGAGAAAGAAGCUUCCACGGAAGGGCCUGGCUCGCCUGUGAAGUCUGCACCUGCUUCUCCAGCACAGAGCCCGGUGAAGGCAGAGACCAAAAGCCCCGUGGUGUCUCCGUCCAAGGCUUCAGAGGAAGGUGCUGAGGAAACGGAAACAAGCAAAGCCACUACAGAGCCCGAAACGACCCAGCCAGAAGGGGUGGUGGCCAAUGGGAGGGAGGACGAGCAGACCGCAGAGGAAAUCCUCAGUAAAGGCCUGAGCCAGAUGACCACCAAUGCCGACACAGAUGUGGAUACCUCCAAGGACAAAACCGAGUCGGUCACCAGCGGCCCCAUGUCCCCAGAGGGCUCACCUUCCAAAUCUCCCUCCAAGAAGAAAAAGAAAUUCCGAACCCCAUCUUUCCUGAAAAAGAGCAAAAAGAAGGAGAAAGUGGAGUCCUGAUUGGUGGCACUCUCAGGCUCCCAUCUGCAUCUUCUCUCUUCCCCUUCCCUUCUCCCAUCUGUGUCCCUGACAGCACAGGGCUAAUGAGAGAUAGAAUAGGAUCCUGGAUCACACUCAGAGUGGGGACUUAGAGGUCAUCCAACCAACCCCUCAUUUUACAAUUGCCUCAAAGAAAUCAGGGGACUUGCCCAAGGUCACACAGCUAAUUAGCGGCAGAGUCUGCACUAGAAUUCAGGUCUCCUGACUCCCAGUCCAGUGCUCUCUCCACUACACAACACUGCCUAGUUGUGGGCCACCUUUGUGCCCACCAGUCUGAGCCCAGGGCAAGAAGGCCAGACAUGGGCCACAAGCUCUCACAGGCUCAGACCAAAUUGGAGAGGUCGAGUCUUCCCCUGAGCAAGAUCCACUUUCUUUGCAGGAACUCAAUCUCCUGCUGAUGGAGUUAUCAACAUGUUUAGAAAUCUGUCUUCCUUUUUCCUCCCUGCUACUCAAAGUAACCAGACAAGUUGAUCUGUUACCUAUAACAGAAAUUAAUCUUUACUCCCAAGGGCUGAUGGCUUAGCUUGUACACCCCCAACCACUGACCCUGAGCUUUCUUCAUGGAACCUCUCGAAUGAUAGAAGAAUUGUAAGAGUUGGCAGACACAAGGGCAAGCUGAGUAGAAGAAGGAUUGGAGAUGGUUUAAUUAAUAUGAGAAGCCAAGAAUUUGACCCAUUCAAAUUGUGCAUCUCAGGUGCUUCAAAUCUAAAACCAAAUUUAGUGUAGAAAGAAGUUGUCUCAUGCCCAGGGCAGAAAUUUGGGGAAAUUUAGAUCCUCUGUUGGCUUUGAGUUUUACAAGGAGGAUCAAAACAGAGGAAAAGGCCAUGCCCUUCCAAGCUUUGCAUGACACACAGAGAGAUGUGCUCUAGCUGCCUCGCUCCAGCCCAGCAGUCUGCCCAGAAGUCAGGUGUCCCUGACCUUCCUCAAAACCCAAAACCAUUUGCUCAUAGACCAGAACCAGUGUCCUCCUACCCUUGGGCACCUUGAGCUGGGCUCCUCUGGGGUUCUGACUCUGAGUCACUCUGGGACUAGCAGAGGAUCAGAGACGAGCCCUUCAAGAUUGACCCUCUUGGACCAGUUAUCAGAGAAAUGCUUGGUGUCCCCAGCCCCGUCACUAUCUUACCAUCUGGGGCCUGGUAAGAGCCACAGCUUUUGUUUUAAAUGCCAAAGCUGUGUUUUCAUAUUCUUCUGUGGGGCAUUGAUUAAUGAGCAGUGUUGGCUCCUAAAAAUUAGACAAUCCAUUCUCUCUAAGGCACAAUGUCUUCAAAGACAAUUUUUUCCCUUUUUGUUCUGAUUAUUGUAAAAAUGUUUUUGAGAGCUUUUAAUUAGUUUUCCAUUUUUUUUGAGCACUUGCUAUGCAUAGGCACUAUGCCUAUACACUACAUACAUUAAAUCCUUUAAUCUUCACCGUGUCAUUUGAGGUGGGAAUGACCAGUCCCAUCUUACGGGUGAGGAAACCGAGGCCCCAAAAGGAUAAUUAACUUGUCCCAGGUGACAUGGUUAGUAAGAGCUGGGGCUAGACCAGGUCAGCUUUGCUCUUAACAGCUGUGGUGACUAGAAAAUGUUAGUUGCCUAGGGUGGUUCAGAAUCCAUUUCUGUGACUGGUCUCCACUCCAUAAUGUUAGCACUUGAACUUGAAAUGAAGGUAGGAAACUAUCUGUGCUCACCAUCAUCAGUGCAUGUGAAGCUCAUGGUUAACGUGGAGUGUGGUCAUUCCGUUGUGGACCUCUGACAAAGGAGAGGCAAGAGCCUUUUGGCUAGGGCAACAGAUACCAUCCAUGGUUGGGCUAUUUCUUGAGAAGGAAGGAAAUGAUAUAUGACUAAGGAAAACCCAAUUUUCUUCCUCUCUCUCUAGCACAGAGUCCUAACUGUUACCCCAUGCCUUCUCUGUUCCACUUCCUGACUGGGUCAAGUCUUGGGAUGGACAACCCCAUGUCAGGAGCACCGAUGCCACAGAAAAAUCUAUGAUAAGGGCAAUACCUAUAAACGCCAAUCCUUUGAUGCCUUCUUUAAAAAAUAGAUUUCACGUUCGUUAUUCAUUCAUCCAUCACAAUCUUUGUUAAGCAUCCACUAAGCAUCAGGCAUUAUGCUGACAUCAAAACCAUUGUGACAAGAAUAAGUGGUAAGCAAUGUUAGGAGGGUGGAGUGGAUGCCACCACUGACGUAGCUUCUUGUGUUUGGCUGUAGAUCAGAGAUGUCAUCAAUGGACUUCUCGCAUUCCACAAAUGCUCUUUACUCCCUUUACAACAGCGAGGCCUCAUUUAAAAAUGCUGGAGCCUUGCUGGAGCAGCACUCUUGGAAUUUAUGCCAUGGGUUUAUUGUGUAUUUAUGAAAUUGUUCAUUCCUCAUGCAUUUAAAAAAAUGCAUUGAACUUAGCUCUUGGGCAGCCAGGUGCGAAGAUAGGACACAGUUCCUGCCCUCAAGAAGUUCAUAAGUGUAGGGGGAAUGUAGACAAAUUGCAAAACAGGCACAGGUUAUCUUGAGGGCCAGAGAAACCUUCCUGAGAGAAGUGAUGGCAGAGUUAGGUUUUCAGAACAAAGAGUGCUGGGAAGACAUUCAGUGAUGAGGUGCAUGUCCAAGGGCAUAUGGAAGCAUGCGACACCAUGAUGUGUUCUUGGUGCAUAACACAUGAGGCAGGGUGGUGGUUUGUUUCAGAAGGAGAUGGGGUUGGGUUGUAAGGAAACUUGUAUGAAGUAUGGAGGAGCUGGACAGUAUUGUGUAAGGGAUGUGGAGUUGCUGAGGGUUUUUAAUCAGGGUAGAGUCAUGCCCAGACUUGCCCUUUACAAAAAUCUCUUUGGUGGCUGAAUAGAGAAUGGAUUGGAGAGGCUGGGUUGGGAGAUCUCAUCAGGAGGCUGACAGGAAACAUCAGUACUAAGACAUUUUUGAUGGCCUGCCUUACACGAAGUUUUCCUUUAUAGCAAAUAGUUUCCACGCAGAAUCUGUUUCCAUAAAAUGCUUUGGAUAAAGCAUUUUGAGAGAGACUUGUGACAAGGAGAAGGAAAAAUUCAGAGAGCUAAUGUUUAGUGCACAGUUUCUGGUCCUAUUUAGUCUUGAUGUAGAAUUGUUGGGAGAGAUGUUACUGAGUGAUUCUGCAGGUUUCUUCCCUUUACCCAUAGGAUGUGGUGUGCUUAGUUAGCUCCAGGCUUGAGGAUACGCAGUCCAAACAAAACCACAGGCUUUUAGAGUGAGAGAAAGGGGCAUUUUCUUUUGGCUCUAGGUAAAAGUUGGAUGAAGGCUUUGACUAGUAUUGGUCUGGAGAAAAUGUAUGUAUGAAGGAUUCAGAAUUGGUCGGCAGUAGCUUCAUUUCUAGUAAAGCCAUGGUGCUUGGAUAUGCAGCAGGAAGGGGAUGGGAAAAUUUGAGCCAAUUUGCUCUGGAGUUGCACCAUGGCUGGCUAAGCUGGGAAUAAGAGAGGGUUCUGAGCUGGUUUCUGAAUCAGUUUCCGUGAGGAGGCAGGCUGCAGGUGGGGAGGCUGAGAUGGUUAGAAAGAGAGAAGCUUGGCUCUGCUGGCAGCCAGCAGUGAUACGGGAAAACCAUCCAUACCAUGUGCCCUUUGCCCAAACUUUGCAAAAGUGCUGUCAAGAGACAGCCCCACUAGCCCAAAUCUGUGUUCCAUAAGAGCCUCUGGCCUGCAGGUGACUCAGACAAUUGUCCUACCCCAGCCAGGUUGCACAUAGAUAAAAAUGAGCACCCUACCCCAACACUCCUACAAUUUAAAAUGGGGUCCUUCCUCUGCAGACAGGUAAGUUAUUUUUAAAGGUAUUGGGGGAUUUGGAUGAGGUGCCUGCUGUGAAGCCUGCCACAUUCCACUGAUUUGUAUGCUGGGCCUUGGGUACUGUUUCUUGUGUAACCCUGUGCCACUCGUGCAUGAUAAUGUGGCAAGACAGUCACACAGAUGUUAUUUGGGACUGUUGUAGCAGAGGCUACUGCUCUUGUCCACAUGGGAAGAAAUGCUGUGGCUUUAGAAAAACCACUCACCCAGCAGCACAGUUCGCUUCUGAGAGUCAAAAAGAUUAAAAUGUGGAUUUUUCCAUGGAUACAUGCACAAGGAUUGAGAUACAGCCUGCCAUAGACAUGUAUGUCAUGCUUUUGCACAGCAUGAAUUUUAUAGUCCUGGGCCAAGUGUAUUCAGAGUAUGGCUGUUGAAUAUGUGAGAACACAUUUUACCUGUCCGUCAUUUACACAGGUGGGUCAACAGGAGCCCUUGAGUUGGUGCCAUUAUAAUUGACUCUCUGAACAUAGAAGAAACAGGUCUUCUCACAUCUUCUGUCACCAUUUGAGCCCAACCAGACUCUUUAAGUCAAUAAAAUUCAAGAGUCCGAGAAGAAACGAGGUAGGGGAUAAAUUUAUUCACUCCCACAGACAGGACAAGACACCACUCAAUUUGAAACCUGAUGAGACUCCAUAUCAUCACCGUCCCACAUCUAUUCUGGGAGGAAUAACUUAAUACAAGAAGUAUUAAGUUCUUGUAUUAAAUUAUUACUACAAGAGGCCUGAACUGACUCUAAAUUUAUGGAAUAUGUUCUUUGCUUAUUCAUCCGUGCACAAGACCACUUGUGCCACAAUAUGAAGAAGCAUAACAAUAGCAGCAUAGUCUAGUCAACCAAACUACUCGGACAUGGCACAAUUCUUGCCAGAAAUCACUACGCACAUGCAGAGCCUGUCACUUAAGCACUCCAACUCUCUUUUAUCAAUGUGGGCAUCUCAGGCAAGUGUCCUUUAGAGGAGAAAGCUCCUGUCGUCACUUCUAUAUGGACAGUUCCCUUGAGAAGUUAGGCUUCUCUUUUAGGAACAACCAGAAGGAAUCUCCAGGUAGUGGGUUUCUACACACACACACACACACACACACACUCUCUCACAGAUUUGCACUGGUUCAUCCUUAGGGGGUAUUAGGUUUUGUCAAAUUGGUGUUUGGUGCCACUUAAAACUUUCCCCAGAAGCUGGGUCAUCAUGAUGAGAAACUGGGCUUGAAGAUGGAGGAGGAAUGAUCACUAUUAUUGAUUCGGGGCAGGUCUUGGAUGUGGCUGGAGUCAGAGCUGUGGUGUGGGCAGGUGCUGUCGGCUCUCCCAGGUUAGUCAGUAUCCUUGGCUCCUCUUUUCACCCACUGUUUCCCAAGCAGCAGGACAAAGCCAGUUGUGGCAUAGCAGAUCCCUUAUCGCUAAGUAGUAUUAAAAAAAAAAAAGCUAUGAGAGAUUAGGGGGUGAUGAGAGAAUAACUGUAGAAAAAUCCUAAACUCUACUCCCCUCCAGCAAAUCAUCUUGUAUACCUUUUGGAAGCCCAAAGGUCAGAUCUUCCCUUUAAAAGUGAGUUCAGAAGGAGGAUGACAGUUAGAAAACAUCAAAGCCCCUUAGAAAAUGGGAGUUUAUCUUGGGGUACACUGCUCCCAUAUUUCAGCUCCACCUUAUGUCUGUUGGUCCUGCUUUGUGGGUGAUUGGUGUUCGUGGGCUGCUUCACUUUUAAAUUCCUAUGCUAUGACUGCUGAGUCCCAGCAUUUGCUCCCUCCCAGGAAAUGGCCGAGGUGGGGAGAAGAGUUCAGAGCCUGGGCUCGCCUGGCCCAGGGUGAGGGAAUCCAGUCUAGGUGGAGUGCAGUGUUCUUCUCUAAAGCUGUUGGAUGGUUUCAGUGAGAUGUCUCUGUCUGGCAGUCGUCACGCACAAGUACUACUUAACUGUCUUCCCUUGUACAUACAUUGUCUGUGUUUAGCUUUUCUGAGUAUUGUGAGGUUUCAAUUAGGGGUUCCAUGUAAAUAUGCUUUCUGCUUCCGAAAGACCAGCUUCCUGAUCAUGUAUCAUCCCAAUAACGGCUUUGCCUUUCUUUCCGCUAAUACUUUUUGAGCCACUGACGUGCGGAUUGAUAGUCUCUUGGGCUUUUAUUCUGCAAUUUUAUAAAUACACACACUUAUAUAUAUUUAUGUGUUGGUUUUGUAUAGUUUUCAGUUUGAAUCUCUGAGCACCAAAGCUGCCUGUUGAUUUUCAAGAGAACUUUCCAAAGCCACCUCCUGAACCCUUUUGCUGCUUUGGUGUCUGACUGUGUUGCUGGGGUGGGUUCCUCUGCCCGUGGAUUUCUGUAUGUAUGUGCUGUUAUCUCAUCUGCAGAUAAUGCCCUAGUAAAUCUAACAUGCUUGGC
Messenger RNA from Choloepus didactylus (southern two-toed sloth), 8780 nucleotides. RefSeq names its product adducin 2 (gene ADD2). Gene Ontology annotation, cellular component: plasma membrane; cytoskeleton; postsynaptic density. NCBI's taxonomy places the organism in Eukaryota, Metazoa, Chordata, Mammalia, Pilosa, Megalonychidae. Gene Ontology annotation, biological process: barbed-end actin filament capping. The record is from RefSeq and is a predicted model, not a curated record. Gene Ontology annotation, molecular function: actin filament binding. The transcript has 16 exons. Bases 445 to 2619 code for a protein of 724 amino acids.